Messenger RNA from Setaria italica (foxtail millet), 1201 nucleotides. RefSeq lists its product as uncharacterized. The record is from RefSeq and is a predicted model, not a curated record. Lineage: Eukaryota; Viridiplantae; Streptophyta; Magnoliopsida; Poales; Poaceae. The transcript has 3 exons. Gene Ontology annotation, cellular component: nuclear envelope; cytosol. Bases 11 to 1201 code for a protein of 396 amino acids. Gene Ontology annotation, biological process: protein import into nucleus.
CCUGUAGGCCAUGAGCAAGAGUAUUUAUCAUUCCUUAAUGAAGGCGUUGACCAUGGAGGAUGUGGAGGAUAUAACUUGCUAUCCAGUUUAUGCCUCUGCUUCUGGUGCUAUUGCAGAACUCAUUGAGAACAGUUAUGCUGCACCUGACUGGCUCGUUCUUUUGCAAGCGGUUGUGAAAAGAAUAAGUACUGGAGAUGAAAAUGAGUCUGCUCUUCUGUUUAAGCUUCUGGGCACUAUAGUUGAGGGUGGGCAAGAAAAAAUUCUGCCUCAUAUUCCUGAAAUUGUGUCUAACAUUGCCAAUACCAUAAUGAAGCUCCUGCCCCCUGUUCCAGAGCCCUGGCCUCAGGUUGUUGAACAGGGUUUUGCUUCACUGGUAGCGAUGGCUCAAGCUUGGGAGAGCUCUGCGCCAGAUGAAAACAGGAAACAUGAAAAGGGGGUCUGGCAGUCAGGCCAGUCUGCUAUUGCUCAAACAUUUUCGUUGCUGCUACAAAAAGCUUGGUUAUUGCCAGUUCAGGAGGACUCUUGUUCUGCAUUGCCACCUCCGUCGUGCGUAAAUGAUGCUUCUGUGUUACUUGAGUUUGUCAUGAGGUCUACGACUUGCAUGGAAGAAACUGCAAGUAUGAAGGUCUUUGAACUAGUAGUUGUAUGGGCUGACACUAUUGCUAACUGGGACUCCUGGGAGGAGAUGGAGGAUCAGGAAGUUUUCAAUACAAUUAAAGAAGCUGUCAAUUUCCACCAAAGAUUUGACCUCACCGGUUUCUUCCUAAAAAUGCUUCCUUCGCAGUCUGAAAAUGGUUCACAGAGUUCAAUCAUUGGCCGGGUUUCUAAUUUUGUCACGAGGGCCAUUGCAGCCUACCCAUCUGCCACAUGGAGGGCAUGCUCAUGCAUCCAUACGCUACUGCAUGCUCCAAAUUUCUCCCUUGGAACAGAAGGUGCUAGAAAGACUGUUGCUGUAUCCUUUGCGCAAGCAGCAUUUUCCCAUUUCAAGUCUACAUCUGACAGUCCUGCUGGGAUAUGGAAACCACUUUUGCUGGCAAUUUCGUCAUGCUACAUUUGCUAUCCAGAUGUCAUUGAACAAGUCUUGAACAACUACGAUGGUAAUGGUUAUGCAAUCUGGGCAUCUGCAUUGGCACAAGUCUCAAGCAGCUCAUUCAGUCCUGGCCUGUCAUCUGAAUCCGAGAUCAAAUUAGCUUGUAAGUAG